Linepithema humile (Argentine ant) is the source of this 1343-nucleotide messenger RNA. It is a transcript of the gene Hacd1, whose product is annotated as 3-hydroxyacyl-CoA dehydratase 1. The record is from RefSeq and is a predicted model, not a curated record. Gene Ontology annotation, biological process: fatty acid elongation; sphingolipid biosynthetic process; very long-chain fatty acid biosynthetic process. Lineage: Eukaryota; Metazoa; Arthropoda; Insecta; Hymenoptera; Formicidae. Gene Ontology annotation, cellular component: endoplasmic reticulum membrane. Gene Ontology annotation, molecular function: 3-hydroxyacyl-CoA dehydratase activity.
GGCAGCCCCUUUGCACAAGAGAGAGCUAUGUUGGACGGGGACGUCUGUCUCAUGUUUGUCUUCAUGUUUAAUAUUUCCAUCAUAUACAGUGGAAUAAAUGUGGAAGAAGAACAAACCCCACCUAACUAUUGCUAUCCUUGAGCCGCUAACCACACAUUAAUUCUUAUGAAAUAUUACUUCAUAUGUUAUAAAGCACAAUGUUUUAGUAUGACUUUGCGAGUGAAAAACAUGCAUAUUUAUGAAGUCGUGUCAAUCGAAAAAUUUCGCAAAAAAGCUGUAAUUUGAUUAGAAUGAAAUGAAAUACUUCAUCAAGUCUUCUUUUUUGAUUGAAUAAUUAAGUAACCUGAUCGCUGUACUUACAUAAGCAUAAACGAACAGUUUUUAUCGGGCAUGCAUAUUAAAGAGUGAUUGUCUUGGUAUACGAUUUAAUAUUGCAAAUCAUUCAGAGCUGAACGGCUAACUGCUAUAAAACGGAGAGAAAGAAUUUCGACGUGAAUAUGGCUGGAGCAAAAUCCAAGAAACCUGGUUCUCUAGCGAAAUUUUACCUGGCGUCGUAUAAUCUUGGACAAACUCUGGGAUGGAGUUAUAUAUUGUACCAAGUCAUAUUACAUUAUAUCAGUCCUUCGAGUAGCACUUUGUGGAAUAAAACAGAGUUAUCUGUAUUCAUUUUUCAAAAUGCAGCUGUAUUGGAGAUAAUACAUGCAGCAAUCGGACUGGUACCGUCGAAUGUUAUAAUCACAACAUUCCAAGUAUUUAGUCGUGUAAUGCUUGUUGUAGGGGUUAUUUUAGCCACUCCUUACACAUAUGCUGCUGCAUCUCCAGGACUUCCACUGGCUCUCUUGGCAUGGUCCAUCACUGAAGUUAUUAGAUAUUUCUAUUACUUUGUGAAUCUUAUUGGUAUUGUGCCACAUAUAAUAAUCUGGCUGAGAUACACCGCCUUCAUCAUACUAUAUCCAAUUGGUGUGACUGGUGAAUUAUUGUGUUUCUAUGCUGCUGUGCAGUAUGCUAAUGUUAAACCGGAUUCAUGGAGUUAUGUUUUACCCAAUCCAUGGAAUUUCACAUUUAGCUACUUGUAUCUCCUGUUAGGAGUUAUGUUAGCUUACAUUCCAUUGUUUCCUCAACUUUAUUUGCACAUGUUUGCGCAAAGACGCAAAAUGCUCAAUCCUAGCGCUAAAGCAAAGAAAGCUCAUUAAUUUACAAACUUAUAUAUUUUAUAAUAUAAUUAUUAUAUAUUUUUAAUCAUGAUUCAUGUAUAUAACUGAAAUGAUAUAGGGUGGGAUUUAUUUUAUAUUAUAUAUAUUAUUUUUAAUAUAAUAAAGAGAGAAUUUCAAGAAGACAAAAUA